AUGGAAAGCAACCGCCAUGACAUGUAUGACCGCUCCUCUUCGCUCCAUAGACCUAAUCCCUCUUCGCAAGAUCCCUUCAAAGAAAAUGACCGAGAAUCAUCAUCCGAGCCAUUCAGCCCCAUCGGGCUGCUUGGGGAAAGAUAUGAUCUCCUCAGACAGCAGAUGGAGGCCAGAUCACGAGUCACUGAACGAAACAAUAGUCCAUUCACUCGAGGGCUAUUGGGAUCUCUGGCUGAAUCCGGAGGCAGAGGUUACCGUCCUUCAUACGAUAGCUCGGGAUCAACAGGCGGAAUACAUAGAGCACCGUCAACAGCGAGCUCUUCGAAUCGACAUGGACCAAGAAGAACCCCGAGCGUAUCUUCUGUCCGAACAGACUCUAUGUAUUGUGCUCAAUCGGGUGUUACGCCGCCUCCUUUGCUGGACAUAUCGUCGGCACUUCCCCAACGACGACCAUCAUGGCGAGAUCAGAACUCCCAAGAUGUCAGGUCGCCAACUGGGCAACCACCGCUGAGUCUACCCGAGGGCUCAAGCACGCAGUGGGAAAACCGUUACCCGCCAGCGCUCAGUAGAAGCCACUCAGCUGCUGUUCGUUCAUCGAGUGGCCCUUCGGGAAGUGGAUCUGGUCUACAUGCAACGCCUGCGUCCUCAACACCGAGUCGUCGUGUUUCUACAGCUACCGCUACGCACGGCAACUGGGCCGAACCGAAGCGUCGAGGGACAUUACGGAGGUGCUAA
Molecule: messenger RNA, 735 nt
Organism: Fusarium verticillioides 7600
Lineage: Eukaryota; Fungi; Ascomycota; Sordariomycetes; Hypocreales; Nectriaceae
Exons: 1
Coding region: 1-735 (244 amino acids)
Source: RefSeq, a predicted model, not a curated record